Molecule: messenger RNA, 1452 nt
Organism: Globicephala melas (long-finned pilot whale)
Lineage: Eukaryota; Metazoa; Chordata; Mammalia; Artiodactyla; Delphinidae
Product: zinc finger protein 232-like
Biological process (GO): regulation of transcription by RNA polymerase II
Molecular function (GO): DNA-binding transcription factor activity, RNA polymerase II-specific; RNA polymerase II cis-regulatory region sequence-specific DNA binding
Source: RefSeq, a predicted model, not a curated record
GCUGGAACCGCGCUACGCAGAAGUGGUCAGAUGGGAGCUCCGGGACCUGCGAGGGUGUCCCUGAAAGACUCCUGCUAGUAUGGGCCUUCUACAGAGCCAGUCCAGGCUAGGAUGGCUGGAUCACUAACAGCAGCUGAAACUCUGGCCCUUCAGGAUACACAGGGUCAAGAGAAGAUUAUGAUGAUGGAGCCAAAGGAAGAGGAACAGUCUUGGGAGUGUGAGACCAGGCAACAUGGGAACCGCUCUCCCAGUCAGGAGAUCUUCCGCCAACGCUUCAGGCAGCUCUGCUACCAGGAGACUCCUGGUCCCCGGGAGGCCCUGAGCCGACUAAGGGUGCUCUGCUGUGAGUGGCUAAGGCCCGAGAGGCACACCAAGGAGCAGAUCCUGGAGUUGCUGGUGCUGGAACAAUUCCUGACCAUCCUACCGGAGAAGCUCCAGUCCUGGGUGCGGGGACAUCACCCUGAGAGUGGAGAGGAGGCUGUGACUGUGCUGGAGGAUUUAGAGAAAGGACUUGAUGAACCAGGACUGCAGGUCCCAGGCCCGGUACACGGACCUGCACAGGAAGAGCCGUGGGAGGAGAAGGAGCCUGUGGGAGCAGCCCAGGAGAAACCAAGCAUCCAGCUCCAGCCUAAGGAGACCCAGGCUUUCCCAGAGCGUGAACAGGUAUAUUUACAUUUUCCAUCAGUUGUUGCAGAAGAUGAUGCAGAGCCCAAGGACAAAGGGUCGUUGCCAGAACCACCCAUUACUGACGUGGAAUCACAGGUGCUCAGAGAAAAACUCACCACCAGCACCUCUACAUUUGAAGCUGCCUCUGAAGUUGAGGCCCCUUUAGAGCAGCAGCAGAGAAAUCUCAAAGGGGAAAGGCUGAAGCAGUCCCCCGCUCAGGGGAAAAGCUUCAGGCAGAUGGUCGUCACCCUUAAGACAACUCCCACAGGGAAGAAAGACCAUGAAUGCAGUGAAUGUGGUAAAGCCUUCAUUUAUAACUCACACCUUAUAAUCCACCAGAGAAUCCAUUCUGGAGAGAAAAUCUAUAAGUGCAGUGACUGUGGGAAAACUUUCAACCAGAGCUCAAACCUCAUUCAGCAUCAGAGAAUUCAUACAGGAGAGAAACCCUACGAAUGUCAUGUGUGUGGGAAGUCCUUCAGGUGGAGUGCUCACCUUGUUCAACAUCAGAGGGUUCAUUCAGGGGAGAAGCCCUACGAGUGUAAUGAGUGUGGGAAGGCCUUCAGUCAAAGCUCAUAUCUAAGUCAGCAUCUGAGAAUCCACAGUGGAGAGAAACCUUUCCUAUGUAAAGAAUGUGGGAAGGCCUACAGAUGGAGUUCUGAGCUUAUCAGACAUCAGAGAGUUCAUGCCAGAAAAGAGCCUUCCCAAUGGACUGUGGGUGAGAAAGUCUCCAGACAGAAUUGUACUUUUGUCUGAUCAGUUUUAGGACUAUAUUCCAUAAAAGUUAUA